Cololabis saira (Pacific saury) is the source of this 3339-nucleotide messenger RNA. RefSeq names its product reticulon 4 receptor-like 2 a (gene rtn4rl2a). The record is from RefSeq and is a predicted model, not a curated record. The coding region runs from base 16 to 1395 and encodes 459 amino acids. The transcript has 4 exons. Gene Ontology annotation, cellular component: plasma membrane. Gene Ontology annotation, molecular function: protein binding. NCBI's taxonomy places the organism in Eukaryota, Metazoa, Chordata, Actinopteri, Beloniformes, Belonidae.
GGCUUUUGGUUCAGGAUGGACAACUCUUUUCUUUCUCGGAGCCGACGAAGCUCCAUCAUGCGCACUUGCAGAACAGGUCUCUCCCUCUGGGUGCUGGCAUGGCUGGUCCUCGGCGAGCUCAGUCCGGCCUCGGCGUGUCCGCACCGCUGCGUGUGCUACCCGACGCCCAUGACUGUGAGCUGCCAGGCGCAAAACUUCACCGCCGUCCCCGUCGGAGUGCCGUACGAGUCUCAGCGCGUGUUUCUGCAGAACAACCGGAUCACGGAGCUCAGAGUCGGGUCUUUUGGCUUCGGAACUCAGGUUCUUUGGCUGUUUUCCAACAACAUCACAUGGAUUGAGGCGGGGGCUUUCAGUGAGCUGAGGGACUUGGAGGAGUUGGACCUGGGGGACAACCCUAACCUCCACCGGCUGGAGGGGGGAGCUUUCCGCGGGCUUGAGAAGCUCCAGAGCCUCCACAUGCACCGCUGCCGGCUCACAGCCCUGCCCCAUGACAUCUUCCACAAGCUGUACAGCCUGCAGUUCCUCUACCUGCAGGAAAAUAAUCUUCACUUCCUGCAAGAUGACAUCUUUUCUGACCUCAUCAACUUGAGUCAACUGUUCCUGCAUGGCAAUCGUAUCCGGACCCUCUCGGAGAACGUGUUCCGGGGCUUGGUCAACCUGGACCGCCUUCUCCUCCACGACAACCGCAUCAGGCAGGUGAAUCGCCGCGCCUUCCGCGACCUGGGCCGCCUCACCAUGCUCUUCCUCUUCAACAACUCCCUGGCGGAGCUGCCCAGCCAGGCGCUGAGGGACACCCAGGGAAUCGAGUUCCUCCGCCUCAACGCCAACCCCUGGUCCUGCGGCUGCGAGGCCCGCGCCCUGUGGGAGUGGUUCCGCGAGGCCCGCGUCUCCUCGUCCGAAGUGAUCUGCGCCUCCCCUUCCACCCGCCGGAGCCAGGACCUCCGCUUCCUCCGCGAGAUGGACUUCGCCCUCUGCCCCCUGCCCGACCCCGGCUCCAUCGCCGGCUCCACCACCACCACCUUCAGCACCAAGACCCGCUGGUGGUUCCACAAGAACAAGCCCCAGUCCUCCACUAAAGGCGUCUUUGAAAAGUCCUCCGAGACCGUCAAGGCCGGUUUGUACGGGAAAGGCCCCUCCACGACCACGUCGGUAGUCAAGUACGAGCUGGGGGAGGACGAGCUGGCCCUGCCCAAACUUGAUCCAGAAGAGUACUGGGAAAACUACGGCAAUGAGGACUCAGGUGUCACGGUGCGGUGCUUCGAGCUCGAAUGUCCACCUGAGUUCGACCUGCCUCCAUCUUCCUCCGCUCCCAGAAGGUCGCAACUCUCUACCUUCUCACUAAUGGCUCUUUCUGUUUUCACCCUCAGUCUCAACCUGCACCAGCUAUUUGGCUGAAUCAGACUCUUAGUCCCAGACCCUUCUCCUUCCAGCCUGUUUUAAAGGCUGAAGGAUCCCUAUAUGACUCUUUGUACCCCCUUUGCCCACUCUGCUGUAAGCAAAUCCUCAAGCAACAGCAAGGGAGAUGGGGGGGGCGGCUAGAUUUUGAAUCUACCAUCUAUAGGGCUUAACACUUUUCAGGGCUGCUAAGAGUUCUUCAGCCAAGAUCAUAAUACAUAUAUCUGCAAUGCUCUACAGGUAUGAUUUUCUGUGUCUUACCUGUAUGAAGUCAUGCAACGGUUCCCUGUCAUCAGGGCGACGAGGGCUGAGUCCAUCACUUAUCUGAAUGGAGUUUGAUAGCAGAUGUGAAUGAUUUUGUCAAUUUUGUCAUCUCAAACUUAGUCAGUACUGCUAGCGCUAUUAGUGCAUCCAGGUAUCUGGCUGCUACAAAUACUACAAUUACUGUUAGAACCAGUGCUCAGUAAUUACAAUACUGUAACCACUUAAAGUGUCAUGUAAAUAGGCGUGUAUUCCGUGAAUGUUCAGACUGGUAUCUGUACUCCAGCACCAAUCACCUUCAUCUUGAUCCAGGAAAACUGUGAAGGCUUGUGCCUCUACGUGACAGAGCACCGUGUGCAGCGAGUGAAGGGAGAUUACACUGUGAUGAAGAGAGCCAGAAACAGGAAAGUUGGAGGAAUGCAGAGAGGUCACAGAAGAAGGACGGCCGACAGGUAAAACGACAGGACGAGAAGCGCAGGGUAGUUUCAUUUUAAAGAAACAGCAGUGAGAAAAGGCAGUGACAGUGCUGGCAGUAGAAGCGGCAACCUGCUGGAGACAAGUAAUAAACCACCAUCUAUAGUUAUUCAUUAACUCAUACCAUCCUUCCAUUUUCUGUAAAUAUGCUGUUGUUUUGCGACAACCACAUGGAUUGAAUGCUUCCUAUCAGGAAGCCAGAUAUUUUGGGUUUUUGAAUGUCUUUCUGUGACAUGGAUACAAUGUGUAAUUAUUGUUCAAUUUAAUGCAGAUGAAGAUAUUGAUAAAAAAAGAUAUACUGAAUUUUUCCUGAAUCAUGCGUCUCUUUGGGGCAAUGUUUGCAAAAUAUAUUUUAAUUUGAAGGGGUUUCAAGGUUUACACUGGAGGCAAUAUGAAUAAGUAAAUAUGGAACAGAGUUGCUCACAAUAAGAUAUAAAAAUGCAGCAAAAAAGGAACAGCUCGCCGCUGUGUGACUAAACUGUGAUAAAAUAUCUUGAGGACCAAAAAGUUAGACCACAAGGUCACAUGGAGUGGCUUUGACUCGAAUGGCUAUCUGUGUGUGUGUGUGAUUGUAGAAAACAGAAUGAAUGGCUUCACAUGCUGGAAGCUCUGCAAAAGGCAAAAACGUCAGUGAGCUUAUCACUUCUGACUCAACGAUGGGCCAUGCCAGAUGAACAGAUGAGGUGCUAACAGUCUGAUUUGUAAAUACACCGAGUGAGAAAUGAGAGUCUGGAACCAGAGAGAGCAGGAGAUAAAUUAAGACCGACAAACUGCAUGACGUGCAGACUGAUGGAGGGGAGGCAAACUCACAGAUUCAUAGUCAGAAAAGUCGAACUCCAAAAGAAAUUAUUAAUGCUGAUGCUGCGAAAGUAUGGAGAGCUAAUGAUAUAAGUGAGCUGCAGAAGGAGCGAGAAAAAAAGCAGGAGGAACAGUCCAAAUAUAGGCAUCUCCUUCAGUAGUUUAUACAUUUCUCCCUUUCAAAAGCAGAUGUAUAUGUUAUGUUGUAGGAAGCAAAACGGAGUGCUGAUGUAUUUCAUUUCUUUUACGUCCUCAGCCUUUUUGGUACUCAAUUUUUCUAAAGAUUUCUCCAUGUUUCAAGGGCAGUGAUACAACUUUUCAAUUGAGGUGACUCGGGAAGGAAGAGAUGCAGCAGGAGUGAGAGAGUGGGUGGUGAAUUCAGAGAUCUACGCACACACACACACGCACACA